This is a messenger RNA of Oncorhynchus masou masou (cherry salmon), 3116 nucleotides long. Its product is annotated as H-2 class II histocompatibility antigen, E-S beta chain-like. NCBI's taxonomy places the organism in Eukaryota, Metazoa, Chordata, Actinopteri, Salmoniformes, Salmonidae. Gene Ontology annotation, cellular component: MHC class II protein complex; membrane. Gene Ontology annotation, biological process: immune response; antigen processing and presentation. The record is from RefSeq and is a predicted model, not a curated record.
UCUGAACUGCUGUCUUUAGUUGACUGUCACUCAGCAGAGGAACAUGUCGAUGCCAAUUGCCUUCUACAUUUGCCUGACCUUGAUUUUGUUCAUAUUCUCUGGAACAGAUGGAUAUUUUCAUCAUCGGUUGGCACAGUGUCGAUACUCCUCAAAGGACCUGCAUGGUAUAGAGUAUAUAGACUCUUAUGUUUUCAAUAAGGCUGAAUAUGUCAGAUUCAACAGCACUGUGGGGAGGUAUGUUGGAUACACUGAACUUGGUAUGAAGAAUGCAAACGCAUGGAACAGUGAUGCUGGGUUCCUGGGUCAAGAGCAGGCGGAGCUGGAGCGUUACUGUAAGCAUAACGCUGAUCUCCACUACAGAGCCAUACUGGACAAGACAGUUGAGCCCCAUGUCAGACUGAUCAGUGACUCCCCCAGUGGCAGACACCCUGCCAUGCUGAUGUGCAGCGCCUAUGACUUCUACCCCAAACAAAUCAGAGUGACCUGGCUGAGGGACGGACGUGAGGUGAAAUCUGAUGUGACCUCCACUGAGGAGCUGGCUAACGGGGACUGGUACUACCAGAUCCACUCCCACCUGGAGUACACACCCAAGUCUGGAGAGAAGAUCUCCUGUAUGGUGGAGCACAUCAGCCUCACUGAGCCCAUGAUGUAUCACUGGGACCCGUCCCUGCCUGAGGCUGAGAGGAAUAAGAUAGCGAUCGGUGCAUCUGGUCUGGUGCUGGGAACCAUCUUAGCAUUAGCAGGACUGAUCUACUACAAGAAGAAGUCUUCUGGGGUGCUCUAGUAGCAACAAGGUGAGACUCUAUUCUGCUGAAAGACCAGUUACAAUGGCUCAUGUUAAAUAUGUCAUUAUAGUCAUUUGUCUCACUUCGAAUACCUGCUUACUAUAUUUUCACAUUUGAAGGUACAUUGGUGUAUCUGCUGCAGAAAUUGAUCCCAAAUGAGAUUUUCUUGCUUGUUAUGAAUCAUUGUUCCUGAAAGGACGUCUACUGCUGUUUAACUGAAUAUUCAUCAAUACUUUCCUAAUGAAUCAUAUUGUUGCUAACAUAUUAUCCUCACACCUUUCAUUAUUAAUCCAUGAACAACUUUAGGCUUGAUAGUAUUUAGACAGUUAGUGCUGAGAAUGCUGUAAUUAGUUGUUUAUUUACCUAAUAGGUGUGGUAGAGAACUGCUUCAACUGACCUACUAUAACACUGUAAGUUAUUAUGAGUGGGCAGCACAUACAACAGUCCACUGUGCUGGGGGUUCUUUACUCAGCUUUACUGUUGUGUCUUUUUCACCAACAAAUAAGACACUUGUUCUCAAAGGAACAAAAGACAAAGGAAUAUGUUCAGUAAAUGGUGAACAUAUUGUGUGUGGUAAUACUGCUGUUUUGAGAAGGAGUAAAACGCUGGUUAGUGAGAUUAGAAAAUAGCUUCAGUCUAUUUUCAUUUCUUCAUGUUUUUAGACUAAAUGUCCCCCUGUACUGACAUCACACCCCUGUACUGACAUCACACCCCUGUCAUCACACCCUGUACUGACAUCACACCCUGUACUGACAUCACACCCCUGUCCUGACAGCACAUCCCUGUCCUGACAUCACACCCCUGUCCUGACAUCACACCCCUGUCCUGACAUCACACCCCUGUACUGACAUCACACCCCUGUACUGACAUCACACCCCUGUCCUGACAUCACACCCCUGUCCUGACAUCACACCCCUGUACUGACAUCACACCCCUGUACUGACAUCACACCCCUGUACUGACAUCACAGCCCUGUACUGACAUCACACCCCUGUCCUGACAUCACACCCCUGUACUGACAUCACAUCUUGUACUGACAUCACACCCCUGUCCUGACAUCACACCCCUGUACUGACAGCACACCCCUGUCCUGACAUCACACCCCUGUCCUGACAUCACACCCCUGUACUGACAUCACACCCCUGUCCUGACAUCACACCCCUGUACUGACAUCACACCCCUGUCCUGUCAUCACACCCCUGUCCUGACAUCACACCCCUGUAAUGACAUCACACCCCUGUACUGACAUCACACCCCUGUACUGACAUCACACCCCUGUACUGACAUCACACCCCUGUACUGACAUCACACCCCUGUACUGACAUCACACCCUGCACUGACAUCACACCUCUGUCCUGACAUCACACCCCUGUACUGACAUCACACCCCUGUCAUCACACCCCUGUCCUGUACUGACAUCACACCCCUGUCCUGUACUGACAUCACACCCCUGUCCUGACAUCACACCCCUGGCCUGACAUCACACCCCUGUCCUGACAUCACACCCCCUGUACUGACAUCACACCCCUGUCCAGACAUCACACCCCUGUACUGACAUCACACCCCUGUACUAACAUCACACCCCUGUCAUCACACCCCUGCCCUGACAUCACACCCCUGUCCUGACAUCACACCCCUGUCCUGACAUCACACCCCUGUACUGACAUCACACCCCUGUCCUGACAUCACAUCCCUGUACUGACAUCACACCCCUGUACUGACAUCACACCCCUGUCAUCACACCCCUGUCCUGUACUGACAUCACACCCCUGUCCUGUACUGACAUCACACCCCUGUCCUGACAUCACACCCCUGUCCUGACAUCACACCCCUGUCCUGACAUCACACCCCUGUCCAGACAUCACACCCCUGUACUGACAUCACACCCCUGUACUGACAUCACACCCCUGUACUAACAUCACACCCCUGUCAUCACACCCCUGUCCUGACAUCACACCCCUGUCCUGACAUCACACCCCUGUCCUGACAUCACACCCCUGUCCUGACAUCACACCCCUGUCCUGACAUCACACCCCUGUACUGACAUCACACCCCUGUACUGACAUCACACACCUGUACUGACAUCACACCCCUGUCAUCACACCCCUGUCCUGACAUCACACCCCUGUCCUGACAUCACACCCCUCUCCUGACAUGACACCCCUGUACUGACAUCACACCCCUGUACUGACAUCAACCUCCUUCAUGUCUCAUUGAUAAGAUUUUAUAUGGUUGAUUUCAGCUCCUUCAUUUUCUGCUCUGUCAUUGUUGUGGUUUCAGGUCUCCUAUUUAACUGGGACAUAUUUUACAAUAAACCAUUAUGAUUCAGUG